Messenger RNA from Bubalus bubalis (water buffalo), 2496 nucleotides. It is a transcript of the gene IL26, whose product is annotated as interleukin 26. The record is from RefSeq and is a predicted model, not a curated record. NCBI's taxonomy places the organism in Eukaryota, Metazoa, Chordata, Mammalia, Artiodactyla, Bovidae. The coding region runs from base 35 to 550 and encodes 171 amino acids. The transcript has 5 exons.
UGUGAGUGACACGAGCUGAGUGGGGUGGAGGGAAAUGUGGGUGAGUUGCAUUUUGAGAUGUGGGUUGCUCUUUGUCACUCUGUCUCUUGCCAUUGCUAAGCACAAGCAAUCAUCCUUUGCCGAAAGGUGUUACCCAAGGGGAACCCUGUCCCAAGCUGUCGAUACUCUCUAUGUCAAGGCAGCAAGCCUCAGAGCAACAAUUCCAGAAGAUCGCAUAAAAAAUAUACGAUUAUUAAAAAAGAAAACAAAAAAGCUAUUUAUGAAAAACUGCAGAUUCCAGGAACAACUUCUGUCCUUCUUCAUGGAAGAUGUUUUUGGUCAACUCCAAUUACAAGUUUGCAAGGAAAUGCACUUUGUGGAAGACUUUCAUAGCCUCAGGCAGAAAUUGAGCCGCUGUAUUUCCUGUGCUUCAUCAGCUAGAGAGAUGAAAUCCAUUACUAGGAUGAAAAGAACAUUUUAUGAGAUUGGGAAGAAAGGAAUCUACAAAGCCAUAAGUGAACUGGAUAUUCUUCUUUCCUGGAUUAAACAAUUCUUGGAAAGUAUUAAGUAAUUCAAGCAGCCAAGUGGAUUGAUUUGAUUAUUAUUUUGAAAUAUAAUAAGCACAGCCAGAGAUCAAUUUACAGCAGUGUAUUUCCUUUUAAGUAUUUUGUACGUCGUACUAACAGCAAGUUAUGACUAGGGGAAUUCAAUGCAAUAGCAUUUUGGAGAUAAGUUUAUUAUCUUAUCUUAUUAAUUAUUAUUAAUAUGCACAUUUUCUGUAUUUUCAAAGAAUGCUUUCAUCUUGAAUAUGUUUUCUCAUUCCCAAGUGCAUUGUAUGAGUUUAAUCUAAAAGUGUAUAACCAGAAUUAAAUCAUGUAAUAUUUGCUCAAAGAAAAUGACAGAUUUCUGGGAUACAAUACAGUGAGACUUACAUAGAUGCCAUGUGUAUAAUUAUUGUCUACUUAAGGAGUAAGCAUAGCAUAGCGUAGGGCUUGAUGAUAAUUAAUUAUGCCCAGUGUGAACUUAGCCCCUAGCAGAUUUUGAUUUUAAUGAAAUAAGUUGUGUUUCUUUGUCCUGGAUGUCCUUUCUAAGACAGUAUGCUAGAAUUUCAUUCAGUAUAAUGGGUAACUAUCAGAUCAGAUCAGAUGGUUGCACAUGUAAACUAACUGCUUGGAAUGGUUUACUAGACACACUUUUAACAGGUAACUCAAGCUACAUAGACUACAAGGAACUAAUUGGAAAUGAUACUAAAGCUUGAUUAUGUUCCUUCAAGGUGCCAUGUAAUUAAGAAUGUUAUUAAAGGCCAAAUAGAAGUCUGAAUGCAGUUCAGAUUCUACCACAGGAAACUGGCUAUACUAUCUAAAAACCUUACCCAUACAGCCAGCCCUUCAGUUGAAUGAGUCAUACAGCCUGAGUAUUGAUUUGCAUCAAACAAUACUGCUUCAGCAUAGUAAUCAUGGGCAGUUUCAGAGAGCAAUUUGUGUGAUGGCUAAUUCACUUCCACAAAGCAUCCAUUCUGUCUCUGCUGCACACAGACAACUCCAGGACUUGGUGUUUUGUGAUAGGAAUAGACAGGGUGUCUUGAAGGCCUUUUUGGUUUUCAUCCUUGGUAUCUCUUCUCUUGUUUUCCCACCAUCCAGUCUUUUCAAUCACAUAGUCAUUUAUCUAUCCACUGGGGACUCCCUUCUCUUUCAUAUUCCAAAAUUAUCCCUUUGUUUCUUACUCCUUCUCCUUUCUGUCUUCCCCAUCAACGCCCUGUGGCCCUAUGUCUUAUCCCACUGGGGACCUCAUUAUUAGACAGGUCCACAGGCAGGGAAAGGUGUGGUGAGUAGAGGGGUUUGGGGGUGGGGAGCCUGGGGUACUCUGCUUUCAUUUCGUACUGUUGACUUAGGGCUUCCCAGGGCAGGCUUUGAGGCCAUCAGUAAUGAGGCAGCCUUCCUUGUUGAGAAAUAUUUGGAAGAGCUGGCAUCUUGGGGGUCAGGAAUCUUUCCCCUGGCUUUCCCAUGGACCCAAGAGGAAGUGGUGAACCAUCCAUGGCCUCUCGUUGCCUCACUUUCAGGGCCUCAGUGUUUUCCAGGAACGAGCACCCUCAGAGCUGAAUUUGUGCUGUGCUUCCACAGAGCUGGGAGCUGCCCAUCUUGGUUACCAUUCUUAGGCUGUUUCAUUACUUUGGAACUCCAGGUAUUAGAGGGGACAUGAAAUAUUCACAUUUGCCAGUCAGACAACUUUCAGUCCUUUGGGAUAAAAUUUCACCUCUGUUCUAAUACUUUGGAGUAAUUGAAUUCAAAGUUGUUUUUAAAUUAUUUUUAAUUGGAGGAUAAUUGCUUUACAAUGUCAUAUCAGUUUCUGCUGUACAACGACGUGAAUCAGCCACAAGUAGACAUAUGUCCCUUCCCUGCUGAUGAAUUUGAUGUUUUUGUUUCUUGAAUUCUUUUGUUUGCCUAGAACAGUUAAAUAGCUGCUAAAUUCAGAAGCACUGUAGGAUUUUAAACAUCAUCACUGAACAAGAAAGCAAUA